AUGAGUGGGACGAAGUAUGACCGACAGCUGCGGUUGUGGAGCCACGCCGGCCAGCGUUCCCUGACGGAGGCGCAUAUUGUGGUCUUGGGUGCCACGGCGGCAGCGGCGGAGGUGCUGAAGAACGUGGUUCUACCAGGGAUUGGCUUCUACACAGUCGUGGACGACGCCCGCGUGGAUGAAGAGGCUGUGGGGAAUAACUUUUUUGUCUCCGUUGAGGACUACAACGCACGCCGCCCGCUCUCAGAGGCGUUGCUGCAGCACCUCUCUUUGUUAAACCCGCAGGCACAUGGCAUGGCCUGCGUGGAGUCAUGUGUCGCGUGGGUAGAGGAAUUUUUAUUGUCUGGCACGCAAGCCUGUGCGACGGCGGCAGGCGUGGCCAAGCAGCGUCCACCUCCAUCCCUCAUUGUGGUGACGCCGCGAUUACCAGCCGUCUCGCUUCGUCGCCUUUCGGCCUGGCUGAAAGGCCAACGUGGCCCCCCGCUCGUGUACGUUCAGGCGGUAGGACUCAUAGGCCUCAUCCACGUGCAGGAGGGGGAACGACUCAUUAUUCAUGCCGAGCCUAAGCCAGAAAGCUGCGUGGCAGACCUGCGCAUUUUCAACCCCUUUCCUGAGCUGAAGGCGUGGUUUGACUCACAUGAUCCAGAGGAUGACGCACUCUUUCGCGAUGAUAUUGAGCUGCACAGUCAUCUUCCGUGGAUCGCCAUUCUCUACCAUGCUCUUCAGCGCAUUCGACGGGAUCGUGGCGCACCAGAGUUUGUGCCGCACUCCAAAGCAGACUACGACGCCGUGCGAAUGGUCGUUGGGGCACUCAUUCGUAGGCCAACUCCGCCACAGGAAGGCUUCAUGGAGGCUAUGGAGCGGUGCCGUGUGUCCCUUAACCGCCCCUCGCUGCUGCCGGGCGCAGUGCAAAAAAUCCUGCGUGACCCCCGCACGGACGCACCAUGGCUAGCUGGGACGUCGUUUGAGGGCCCUGGGACACUUUACUGGCUGGUGCUGCAUGGGAUUAAGCGAUUUAUGCAGGAACACGAUGCUGUACCGCCCUUCUGCGGGUACGUGCCGGACUUCACCACGACGACGCAGUGGUACGGUGAGCUGUGUGGCAUCUACGAGCAAAAGAUGAAAGACGAUUGCGCGGCGGUGUGGGGCUACGCGAUGGAGGCACUUGCCGCCUGCAGUAAUGGCGGCUAUGCGCCCGUGGUAAAUGCGGACGAAGUCGCGGAAGUAACGCGAACGUUGGUUCAGAAUUUAUGGACGUUGCAGCUGGCGCACUUUGGCCCUGGCCUCGACGAAGUAGCCACGGACGCGCCCCUGCGCUGGCAGCGUGUCCGCCACUACUUUGCCGAGUGCUCCACGGAGGCGGAGCGGUUCACGGUGGAGCUGUACACCGCGCUAUUAGCUGCGCACCAGUUUGAAGAGCAGGUUGGGCGGCCACCGGGGCGCGUCCCGCAGCAGAGCGCGGAGCCGGACGCAACGUGGGAAAGUGACUCGAGGGCGUUGCUGCGUAUCAUUGAGAGGUCAUGGCAGGGGCGUUGCUGCGGCGCGGGUCUCACCGCAAAGGCGUGUAUGGAGGUGGCCCGGUUUGGGGCGGGGGAGCCGGCUGCCACGGCGUGCAUCGUCGGCGCGGCGGCGGCGCAGGAGUGCAUCAAACUUGUGCAGCAUCGCCGCGUCCCCAUCCAACGACCGUUGAUUUUUGACGGCUACCGGUGCUGCUUUUGGCUUGCGCCGCCACCACCGCCGGAUGAAGUCGAGGAGGGGGCGCCCACGUCACGGUGA
Molecule: messenger RNA, 1773 nt
Organism: Trypanosoma conorhini
Lineage: Eukaryota; Euglenozoa; Kinetoplastea; Trypanosomatida; Trypanosomatidae
Product: ubiquitin activating enzyme
Exons: 1
Coding region: 1-1773 (590 amino acids)
Biological process (GO): protein neddylation
Cellular component (GO): cytoplasm
Molecular function (GO): NEDD8 activating enzyme activity
Source: RefSeq, a predicted model, not a curated record